Gaeumannomyces tritici R3-111a-1 is the source of this 3364-nucleotide messenger RNA. RefSeq lists its product as hypothetical. The record is from RefSeq and is a predicted model, not a curated record. Lineage: Eukaryota; Fungi; Ascomycota; Sordariomycetes; Magnaporthales; Magnaporthaceae. Gene Ontology annotation, cellular component: Mon1-Ccz1 complex; intracellular membrane-bounded organelle. The coding region runs from base 331 to 2928 and encodes 865 amino acids. The transcript is spliced from 2 exons. Gene Ontology annotation, biological process: vesicle-mediated transport.
GCGGGCAAUUCGCUCGACUUUCUUUUUCUCUAUAUCUAUGUCCUCCUCCAUGUAGCCUCGCUCGCGCUAGGCGUUUUGUCCGCUCAAUCUCUUCACAACACAAAGAAAGAAGGAGCGACACCGCCACCCCACAACGGCCCAACUGGCUGGGCCGGUCCUUGUAGCUUCCCCAAGCUUAUGCACUACCGAAUCUCUUGACCGACCAUUUGGCUGGCGCCCGGCCGUUAAAGAGAGCUUCACGUCUCCCAUCUCCCAUCCACCGCGCUUCAAAGAGUUGACAUUGGUUCAUUGUCAGCGCCCACAAACCGCCGGCCCCGCGAGGCAGUAGCCAUGGCGUCGCCGCCGCCCAGCGUCGUCCCGGCCCAGCUCGGCUUCCUGGCCAUUUACAACCCCACCCUGGGCGCGAACGACGACACCAUCGAGGACCAGCUCGUCUACUACGCCUCGGUCGGCACCCCCCAGUCCGGCCGCCGCCGCAGGGCCCGCAACCGCUCCACCUCGGCCGUGUCCCAGGAGGAGCGCAAUGAGCGCCUGCGCCAGAUCGGCCUCGCCCAGGGCAUGGUCGAAUUCGGCCGCAGCUUCUCGGGCGACCGCCCCGUCGACACGGUCGAGACGGAGAAGUCCAGAGUCAUCAUGCACGAGCUCGAGCCGGGCUGGUGGAUCCUCGCUUCUAUCGACUUGACAAGGCUGCCCGCUCAACAAGGCAAGCAGGCUUCGUCGUCUGCGUCCAAGGGCAAGGGUGCAGACCCCAAGGCAGAUGCUGCCGAAUACUCCUCCAGGGAGGUCAAGCCGUCGGCGCUGCUGUUGCAGGAUCUCAUGCGGGCUCACUCUGUCUUCCUACUACACCACGACUCGUCGUUGAGCUCCCUCUUUGUCCGCACGAAGCGUACUAAAUUCUCACACCUGAUCGGCAGCUACUGGGACAUGUUCCUCUCCACCUGGAACGUCAUGCUGCACGGCAACCCCAUCGUCAACGUCUUCCGUGGCAUCAAGGUCGCCGCCUCGGGCGAGCUGGGCAUCGGCGUCGGCGAGGAGGAGCGUGGCAGCGGCGAGCGGGAGGUACUCGAGGGAUUGAUCGGCAGGAUAGAGGGCCUCGUCGACCUUGUGGUAUCCAAGUUUGGCGAUUACAACCCGGAAAGUUCUGCAGAGGCCGAGCCCGCUGCUGCUGCCGCCGCCGCCUCUAUGAUGGAUCCCACAAAGCCACUUGAUAAAUGGCUCGGGACCGGCGCAGAGCCCGCUGCCGAAGACGGCGCCAUAUUCCUGGGCACUGGUGCCCUUUCACGGCACUCGCUCAGGAACCUCACGCACUGGAUGGAAGAUAUCUACUCGUUCGGCGAGAAUGCAUACGGGGUUCGUGAGAGCGCCACUUCUACUCGCCGGACUAGGACGCGCAGGAAGUCGGCCGCCCGUAAGCAGGCGCUGGAGCCCGUUAUGCUGCCUCCACCACCUGUCACCGAGCUUGCGCGGCGGGCCAAGCAAGCCUCGCCAACCAGGAAGUCUAGCAGCAAACCCCAGGAACGGGCGGGCCCAUCUCCCCCCGCCGCCGGCUCCGCGGGCGCCACGCCCCAAGGCGAGCCUGACAGCACUGGUAUGGCCAAGUAUGUCGACUAUCUUAAGAUGGGCUACGGCAAAUACUGGUCUAUCGGAGGCACUACAUCUCCUGAACCGACUGAAGAGCCAACCGCCGGUACCGUCCGAGGCAGUUCCACGUUAGCGUCUCCGGACACCGCCGCUAGUGGCGCACCGAUACCAAAGCAACCUCCUCAGGACGAGUCAUCAGGUCACUAUCUCAUUGGUUUGAUGGGAGAUGUCCAAGGGACCGCCGAGACCAGCGAUGACGACUCGGCGGUAGCUGAGGAUCCGGAGCACAACUCGCGCACCCUGCUGAGGACAGUGACGGUCGAGCUAGACAGCCCCGAGCUGGAGCGUUCCGAAUCGCAGACAAUGAAGGACCUGGGGAGCCACGACACGGAGCUCUUCCGGCCCAAAUCCUAUAAUGAUGAGUCCACCGAGACAGUAUCUCGCCCGGGUACCUCCAGAACCGGAUCGUCGACAGCCGCUGGCGGCGGCGGUGCUAGGCGCGAGUCGUUCAACAGCCAGGACCGCAACAAGACGCACAAGUUGCGCAUCGUCAUCUAUGUCAACCGACCCUUCAUGUUCGCCUUUUUGUUCCGCUUGCGCACAGACUCGCUCGCCUGGGACGGAUUGUACAAGUCGCUGCACUCCCAGCUCGCCCCGCUCCGCCGUCCGCUGCUCAGCUCCACCUCGUAUCGACCCGAGAGGCCCGGCGUAGGCGGCGAGGGCGUCGACGGGGUCGCGGCUGGCGUGGGUGGCGGCCCUGCCGUCAUAUACGACCUCGUUUGGGACCCCAACUCGCUCACCAUCCACUCAACCAUCCCAUCCGUCCCGGACCCGGCGGCGACGUCCAUCGGCGGCUCCGUCGCCGCCUGGUCCAGAGUUGAGGCGCUCAACACGCACACGCAAAUGCUCAACACAUACAUCGCCACACGCCACGAUCGGUCCGAGCUCGAGCGCACCUGCAAGACCAGCCGCGGCUGGUGGGUGGUGUGGAACAGAGUCACAGAGCGCGAGACGGCCGCCAUGCGGGCCGAGGCGGUGGCGGCGGCGGCGGCGGCAUCUUCCAACUCGUCUGCACUGUCCGACGACGGCAGCGAUUCCGAGGGCCGCUCCGAGGAGACCACAAAGCCCGACAGGGAAUCGCUGCGCUCCGUGACCAAGGAGAUCUUCCUCAUCCGCAAGGCGAGCGAUCACCCAGACGCCGGCUCCAGCGGCACUUUUAGGAACGUUAGCAACUCGUACGGGGCUGGCAAUUCUGGCAGGUGGGCUGACGGGGCGAGCAGGCUUGCCCAGGGAAUCGGCGUGGAUACCCGGAAGUACGUUGAGAGCCUCAUCAAUAUGAACCGCUAGUACUAGGUCAUCAACAUGAGCCGGCAGUAGGAGGUCGGUCAUCAGCACGAUUCAUCAACAAACUAGUCGUAGGAUGAAUUUUUGGCUCCCACUUCUGGGCACUUUUACUUGUAUUCACUGGCAGAAAACAGGACACAAUUACACAAGCAACGGAAUGAUACCAGUGUUCCCAAAGAUAUCUUUUGUUUGAAACAAGUCCCUAUGAUAUAUACAUUAGAAUCAGAAUCUAUGGACGCGUCCCAAAGGUCGAAUAACCACCUGGCGUUCGCAAACAAAAAAAAUCACACAAAAAGUACCACAUUCUCCUAUUGGACCAGGGCCACCUGUGCGUGGACUCCAACUGACGAGCGCCGUCAUGGUAGGGUAUAGUCUGGCAUAACUGUGAGGGAAAUGCUGUUGGCUUGCCCAGGCACAGCACCGUGGAAAUUUUUUCUUU